Messenger RNA from Apiotrichum porosum, 819 nucleotides. RefSeq lists its product as uncharacterized. NCBI's taxonomy places the organism in Eukaryota, Fungi, Basidiomycota, Tremellomycetes, Trichosporonales, Trichosporonaceae. The coding region runs from base 1 to 819 and encodes 272 amino acids. Gene Ontology annotation, biological process: vesicle fusion with Golgi apparatus; endoplasmic reticulum to Golgi vesicle-mediated transport. The record is from RefSeq and is a predicted model, not a curated record. The transcript is spliced from 3 exons. Gene Ontology annotation, cellular component: trans-Golgi network; membrane.
AUGUUCAACCAGAACGCCUACUCCUCAAACUCACCCUACGGCGCCAGCUCGUCCUCUGAGCCACUCGCAUUCUACUCUGGCCCGUCGUCGUCCAACUCGGGCGCAGGCGGAUACUAUUCCCAGGCAGGAGGACCCAGCAACAGCGCCGGCGGCGGCAGCGGCAGCGGAAGCGGCGGCUAUGGCGCAUCCGGCAGCAUGGGGAGCAUGGGCACCAUGUCGGGCGCGGGCCGGGUUGGAUCCAUGCUGGCCGGCGAGGGACGGUGGUGGGAGGCCUUUGGCACCGGCGGGUUCGAGGGCGAGCCGAGCUUGAUGGAGGAACUCGGUAUCAACCCCACGCACAUUCUCCACAAGGCCCUCACAGUGCUCAACCCGCUCUCAAAGGUGGAAUCGACCAUCAUGGACGACGCAGAUAUGGCCGGCCCGUUCGUCUUUUGCUUUGCGUUCGCCUUUGUCCUUCUCCUGAGCGGCAAGCCACAGUUCUCAUACAUCUACGGCGUGGGCCUGCUGGGCACAAUGUCCAUCUACACGCUGCUCAACCUCAUGUCGGAGAACGGGAUCGACGCGUACCGCACCGCCUCGGUGCUGGGCUACUGCCUCCUGCCCAUGGUCGGCCUGGGCGGCGUCGGGAUUGGCGUCGGCAUCGACCAUGUCAUCGGCUACGUCCUGUCCAUCAUCUCCGUCGUGUGGUGUACCUACUCUGCAAGCACAAUCUUCGUCGCCGUCCUGCACAUGGACCACCAACGCCUGCUGGUCGCGUACCCCGUCGGCAUGCUGUAUGGGUGCUUUGCGCUCCUGAGCAUAUUCCAGGUCGCCAAGUGA